AUGGGAAAAGUCAAGAGCAACAAAAAGAAGCAGGCCCGCCACAAUGCCACAGGAAUGCAGACCAACGCUGAAAUCUCUGAGGCCGAGAGUCUUCAGACCCUUCCCAUGGAGACCAUCCUCCCCUUGAUUGCCAAGUUGUCGUCGCCUGACGCCAACGAGCGCGCGUGGGCGGCUGCAGGUGCGAGCAACUUGUUGAUGCACGACGCAGGAACCCGUAGAAUGAUGCUCAGCAAAAACCUCAUUGGUGCCCUGAUCGAGCGUCUGACCGACUCUGUCCAUGAGGUCGUUGUUGAGGCCCUCGGAGCUCUUCGUAACUUGACCGUCGUCGGAGGCGACGAGGUCAUCAGCGAAAUGUACAACAAGAGCGUCCUCACCCCCGUCUCCGCUUUGAUCCCCGCUCUCGGAAACAUGAUCGACACCAUGCUCAGCGGAGCCGCUAUCAGUGCUGAGGAGCAGGACAAGAGGAAGACUGUCUGGGACUGGGCCGAGAACGUCAUCAGCGUUAUUUGGGCCAUGGCCGAGAACUCGGAGAAGGCGCUCAAGUUUGUCAACAAGCUGGAUAUGAUCCCCUUCCUGAUGUCCUUCAUGAGCAACGUUGACAAGAUCCCUCCCAAAGUCACUGUCGCUGCUGCCCAGUGCCUUUACACAUUGACGGACGACAACCCAGACAGCCGCGUUGUCUUUGUCAAGAACCCUAACUACAUCCAGCCACUCAAGAACAUUCUCGGAUUGAACGUCAAUGCAGAGGAGGAGCUGUUGAUCAAAACUCUUGCUGCCGGUAUUGUUAUCAACCUGCGCACCAUCAUCUCGCCCAAGGCUGCCGAGAGCGACUUUUCAGACAUCCAUGCUGCUGUCCUCCCCGUCUUGAGUGGCGCCUUGAGCUACGAUCUCCAGAAAGCUAGCGCCGAAGCCGCCACUGCCGCUCAGGUCGUUAACGCACAGAAGCAGGAAGUGGAUCUUUCAAAGCCCAACCAGCCCUCAACGACAGAGGAGCAGGCUCUUGCAUUGAUCGAGACCCGCCUGCAGACCCUACAGCUCGCGUUGGAGUUGAUUGCCAACAUUUGCACAGAGUCUGUCGAGGGCGUGGACCACGAGGAUGAGCAGGAAGAAGAGUGGAAGGACGAUGCUGGAGAUGAUGACGAGAUGGAGGCUGACGAGGAUGAGGAGAAGAUGGAGGAUACCGAGAAGAAGGACAACGACUUGGAUGAGAAUACCCUGCGGGAAAUGGGACAGUUGGCCGCAGCCGCAGCAGAGACACCCAUGGAUCUCUCUGGUCACCCCAUCAUCAACAUCCUCAUCAACACUGUCUUCCCCGCCCUUAUCAACCUUGGCACCCCUACCCCUCUCUCUUUCCCCGAGCAGGAGAUCCCUACACCGGCCACUGUCGCACCCUUGAUCACCGCACAGUUGGCUACGACCCACUUGAGAGCCAUUGAGGCAUUGAACAACUUUUUGUUGACCAUGGCGGAUGCGGUUCCUGGAAAGUGGUGGUACAAGCACCGGAAAUCCGAUGCUGAGCAGUGCUGGGUGUGGUUGUUCCAGCAGGCUGGCACCAUUGCAGGAAAGGGUGUUCAGGUUGGCGCCGAGGAGAAGGGUCAGGAGAUGCGUGGUGAUAUUCUGGAUGCUAUUGUCGGAUGUUUGUGGACUUUGGCGCGUGGACUGGAUACCCAUGUGCCCUUGAGCGACUUCCAUAUCCCUGCUUUGAUGGGUGCCUACUCUUCGACGACAUCUGAUAGCAUGCGUGUCAAGGCCAUCGGAUGCCUGGGAGUCAUCGCCAGACGCCAAGGCGCCGUCGAGACUAACAAGGUGAUCGGAGAAUUUUUGAUCAACUUGCUCAAGAACAAGCCAAGCACAGACGCAUGUGUUGAGGCGUUGAACGCGAUUUACGACAUUUACGCGGACGCCGAGUUUGAUUAUGACUUGCCAGUCUAUGUGCAAGGCAACUUCAAUCAGGAGCUGAAGGGUAUGGUGAAGAUGGUGAAGUUUAUGGUCAGGAAUAUCGACCGCCGCAAGGACCGCGAUUUGAGGAAUCGGGCGGACGAGGCGUCGAUGAACCUGGUCGAGUUUGUCAAGUACAAGGAGAAGGAGCGUCGCUAA
Linnemannia hyalina is the source of this 2097-nucleotide messenger RNA. The record is from the annotation of a GenBank genome assembly. NCBI's taxonomy places the organism in Eukaryota, Fungi, Mortierellomycota, Mortierellomycetes, Mortierellales, Mortierellaceae.